AUGCGCGCCUUGGAGGAGACAGGGCCUCGGCCCACAGCGACCCCGUGCGGGUGUGUGAAGCCCGCCCUGGAGACAGGGAAUCUAUUAACGGAGCCAAUUGGUUACUUGGAAUCGUGUUUCACAGCCAAGAAUGGUACUCCAAGGCAGCCAUCCAUUUGUAGCCUUUCUCGGGCUUGUUUGAGGAUUAGAAAGAGCAUCUUUAAUAAUCCUGAACAUUCCUUGAUGGGCCUAGAUCAAUUUUCUCAUGUUUGGAUUUUGUUUGUUUUUCACAAAAAUGGUCGUUUGAGCUGUAAGGCAAAAGUGCAGCCUCCUCGGCUGAAUGGUGCAAAAACUGGCAUUUUCUCCACAAGGAGCCCUCAUCGCCCAAAUGCCAUUGGACUGACCCUGGCCAAACUGGAAAAAGUAGAAGGUGGAGCUCUCUACCUCUCUGGAAUUGACAUGAUACAUGGGACCCCUGUACUGGACAUAAAACCCUACAUAGCUGACUAUGACUCGCCUCAGAACUUGAUGGAGUCCUUAGGAGACUGUAAUUCACAAGAUAACAAACAUAAACCAAAAAGUGAGUUUCAGUCCAGUGGCAUGACUGAUAAUUAUGACCAGCAAUCGCUGCCAGGGUGCAUUGAACCACAGCCGUAUAAGGGCACUAGAGAGAAACUUCAGUGUCCCGAAGAGAGAACUUCUGAAAAACCCAUGGAACAGGAUGACAAAGCAAAAAUUCGAAACUGGCCUAAGCCCAAGGAGAUUGCAGCAGGUUUGGGUUUGGAAUCAAGAAGUGAUCAGAGUUCGAGUGUAGCAAAAGCACCCGUUGUCUCCUGUCACCUGGAGGAGAGCUCUUCUGAGAAAAGCAGAGAUAAGAAGCCAAGAAGAAGGCAAGAGGCAGUGAUCCUGCAGGACCACAGGGCAGAGGCACAGUCUGGGACCCCUCAGUACCAUUCCAGUGUUGCUGCUGCAGCCUGCCACAGUGCGGUGCCCACCUGGGUCAGAGCCGCGCCUGUGACCUCGUUACAUGUUAGGUUCACUCCGCACGCUCAGAUGGACCUCGGGCACCUCAGUCCAGAUGCAUUUAAAUAUUUUCAGUCAGCAGAAGAAGCGAAGCAUGCCAUCGAGGCCGUGCUGUCAGCCGAUCCUCGGUCUGUGUACCGACGAAAGCUCUGCCAAGACCGUCUUUUCUACUUUACUGUCGACACAGUGCACAUCACUUGCUGGUUUGGGGAUGGUUUUGCAGAAGUCCUAAGGAUCCAGCCUGCUUCUGGGCCUGUUCAGAAGACUGACCCUGUGGAGUCAUUGGUGUCUCUAGGAUCGUAA
Chrysochloris asiatica (Cape golden mole) is the source of this 1305-nucleotide messenger RNA. It is a transcript of the gene TRMO, whose product is annotated as chromosome unknown open reading frame, human C9orf156. Lineage: Eukaryota; Metazoa; Chordata; Mammalia; Afrosoricida; Chrysochloridae. The coding region runs from base 1 to 1305 and encodes 434 amino acids. The record is from RefSeq and is a predicted model, not a curated record. The transcript is spliced from 5 exons.